GCCAGGGUCCGGGAGACCAGAUAUAGUGAAUGCAGGGUCCGGGGAGACCCAGAUAUAGUGCAUGCAGGGUCCGGGGAGAGCAGAUAUAGUGAAUGCAGGGGGUCCGAAAGACCAGAUAUAGUGAAUGCAGGGUCCGAAAAGACCAGAUAUAGUGAAUGGCAUUGGGUCCGGGGAGACCGGAUAUAUAGUGAAUGCAGGGUCCGGGGAGACUGAUAUAGUGAAUGCAGGGUCCGGGGAGACCUGAUAUAGUGAAUGCAGGGUCCGGGGAGACCAGUAUGAUAUAGUGAAUGCGGGGU
Staurois parvus is the source of this 296-nucleotide messenger RNA. NCBI's taxonomy places the organism in Eukaryota, Metazoa, Chordata, Amphibia, Anura, Ranidae. The record is from the annotation of a GenBank genome assembly.